AUGGCUGUUAGUAUCGGUCGACACCAAAUUGGCUUUGAACGAACAGGUCAAACUGCAAAUGUGCCCGACAAUGACAUUGCAAAAAUGAUGUAUUACCUGCAAUGUGUCUGUACAACGAUUGAUUGUAAUAACGAACCUGAGAUUCGUCGCUUUACAGAUUAUUCCAAAUGGUACAAUUUAUCAACUGAUGAACAACAAGAGCUGUUCGCCUUAUGUUAUGCUCUCAGUCCGGACGUAUUCAAUAACAAAGUGUUUUUCCAAAGUGAUGCACUUAGUGGCAAUUCAUCGAACGAGUUCUAUGAAAUCAGCCAAGUCAGCAGCCAGAUAGUAGCUGCACGUUCGAUUGUUGUUGCUGGGCAAACUCGUCGAGUGAACAAAAUAAUGACAUACAAGAUGUCCUGGAUGCGAAACUACUAUCUUGAACCAAUGCAACGAUUAGCACAGCGGUUCACUAAGAAGAAAAGCCGGUGCACCAUUUCAUAG
Messenger RNA from Adineta ricciae, 483 nucleotides. Lineage: Eukaryota; Metazoa; Rotifera; Eurotatoria; Adinetida; Adinetidae. The record is from the annotation of a GenBank genome assembly.